Molecule: messenger RNA, 3220 nt
Organism: Scatophagus argus
Lineage: Eukaryota; Metazoa; Chordata; Actinopteri; Scatophagidae
Gene: mc1r
Product: melanocortin 1 receptor
Exons: 1
Coding region: 1080-2057 (325 amino acids)
Biological process (GO): G protein-coupled receptor signaling pathway
Cellular component (GO): membrane
Molecular function (GO): melanocyte-stimulating hormone receptor activity
Source: RefSeq, a predicted model, not a curated record
GAGCUACAACCUGGAAUUAAAUUCCUAAUUAUAGUAAAUAGAAAUGAUCAGUUUUUUAAGAUGUUUUCAAGGCAAGACCAUGUCAGUACCAACACAUUUUGUAUUAAAUCUAUUUAAAGCUAGGUUGAUAUAGAUAUAUACAGCAAACAUGUUAAACCAUAUGCUCACUAAAUCCUGCUCAAACUGGAUUCAAACGUUUCUUCCUCACGCCAGAUCAGUUUCAGCUGUUCAAAUCAAUAGUCACAAAGAACAGAAAGUCCAGAAGAGACCCAAAUCUGAAAUUUCAUUACAAGUGAGUCCAUUUUUCAUUUGAUCACAUAUAAAGAUCUCCUUUGAUAUUCCUUAACAGUGGUUUAACUUUUAGAUUGGAUUGGACCGAUUCUACAUGCCCAUACAAGAUUUAAAAGGUGCUUUUUAGGCGUCAUUCACAGAAAAAAAGGUUCAAGGGGGGAGCUGACAGGUCAAGUGGUGUUCAAGGGGGAGAAUUUACCAUCAUGGUUACAACAAAAGCCCUUUCGCGGAGAUAAUAACAUUUACUUUCACAAACGUGUCAAAGAUGUAAGAGAUUACAUACCAACGCUGAAUCAAAGCUGUGCUCUCCUGUCUCCACAUGGCUGACACGGGGCCGCAGCCCUGCUGACGGUGGCGUGAGAGGAGGAGUCCGCAGCAUCCGCAAAUGUUCAAACAAGUCACAGUCUCCAGCUCCAGAAAAGACAUUUCGUUUCAUCGUGUGGGCUCGAGCAGUCUGAACUGAUAGGGGAGAUUUGGGAACUGACGGGUACGGAGGAGGACGUUUUAUGGAUCUCCGCGCUGGACAGGUUGCAUCUGUUGGAAGGAAGACGGCUUUUCACCCGGACAAACGCGCCAGGUCUCCGGGCAGCUGUGCUGUGUUGACUUCAUUGCUCCCCCGGCAGGCAAGACGUGCUUAUUAAAUGGCUGAAAUUAGUAGUGUUAAUAACUGCUCGUUAGACUGGAUACGCUGAUGGGUCCAACAACUAAACAACUGCUCGCUUGAUUUUUCCCUCCAAGUUUUUCCUUUUUCGCAACAAGUCAGCCUGCAAACUAGAAGUCCGUCAGACAUGGAAAUUACCAACAGGUCGCUGCAUAACCCCUACAUCCUCCACAUGGAGCUCGGCCCGCUAAAUGACUUUAUAGAGGAGAACGAAACCAACCUCACCACCGGAGAGCGAAACUCUUUGGGCUGCGUGCAGAUCCUCAUCCCCCAGGAGCUCUUCCUGGCUCUGGGGCUCAUCAGCCUGGUGGAGAACAUCCUGGUGAUUCUGGCCAUCAUCAAGAACCGCAAUCUGCACUCGCCCAUGUACUACUUCAUCUGCUGCCUGGCCGUGUCCGAUCUGUUGGUGAGUGUGAGCAACGUGGUGGAGACCAUCUUCAUGCUUCUCAACGACCACGGCCUGAUGGACGCGCACCCUGGCAUGCUGCGCCACCUGGACAAUGUGAUCGACGUGAUGAUCUGCAGCUCCGUGGUGUCUUCGCUCUCCUUUCUGUGCACCAUCGCCGCGGAUCGCUACAUCACAAUCUUUUACGCGCUGCGCUAUCACAGCAUCAUGACCACGCAGCGCGCCGUCAUCAUCAUCGUGGUGGUGUGGCUGGCCAGCAUCACCUCCAGUAUCCUCUUCAUCGUGUACCACACCGACAACGCCGUCAUCGUGUGCCUCGUGACCUUCUUCUGCACAACCCUGGUGUUUAACGCCGUGCUGUACCUGCACAUGUUCCUCCUGGCGCACGUGCACUCCCGACGCAUCAUGGCUGUCAACAAAAGCAGGCGCCAAUCCACGAGCAUGAAGGGAGCGAUUACCCUCACCAUCCUGCUCGGAGUCUUCAUUUUAUGCUGGGGCCCCUUCUUCCUCCACCUCAUCCUCAUCCUCACCUGCCCCACCAGCCCCUUCUGCAACUGUUUCUUCAGAAACUUCAACCUUUUCCUCAUCCUCAUCAUCUGUAACUCGCUCAUCGAUCCGCUCAUCUACGCCUACCGGAGCCAGGAGCUGCGUAAAACCCUGCAGGAGCUGGUCCUGUGCUCUUGGUGCUUCGGCGUGUGACACCAUGUAGGCCGACAUUUGUCAAGGUUAUCAAGAAUGUUCUUUCUGGAUCGCCAUUUUGUCAGUGGCUGAUUUGUGCUGAAAUGCUGUAAAAGUGCUGUUCACAAAACUUUGUAUCUCUAGUCAAGACUCACUGUGGAUUUUACGAUUAUUUUCAGACAUGGUUUCACUCUUAUUUAUUGCUGCGUUACGCUGCAGCGUGCAGCGUACGGGACACGGACACUGGACAUUUAACCCAGCAAUGACUCUCUUAAACUAACAGAGAGCUCAUUAGACUGGUAACUCUUUUAGACAGGAGUCAGUCAGCUACUGGACCACACUGUAGCCUAAUUAACAAACGUUUAAUUUUUGUUAAACCAAGUAGAAAUCUUUAAAAAGCCUUUCCUUCUGCAAAUCGUGUCAAGUGUGGGUUUCUUAAAGUGCCUUAUUGUUGGUGGAAAUGUGAUCUGUUUUAAAUGCCUUGAAAAGCUACGUUUAGGAAAUCGUGUAAAUAAACAGAUUUUAUUUCGCUUUGGAAAAAAAAACCUGAGCAAAUGCCUUUGUAUUAUGUCAAAAGUUGGCUCGUUUUCUUAAGGAGUUGUUAGGCCUGUUUAAAGUCAACUAAACUCAAAGCUUGACAAAACGCGCCGUUAAGAUAUUGUGUGUUGGAGAAAAGUAUGUUGUAAAAAGUGUUGAGUGAUUUUAAUAAUGUCUGGGACCUGGAACUUCCUUGAGUCAUUUUAAGGCCGACCGUUUCCUCUUGUUAAUUCGUCAAGUUAAGACAGCGCAAACUAUUAAGGCGCGAUGCAAGAAGGGCCUUAAAAUCACUGGAAACACCUAAAAAACAUGUUCGUUGCAGUGUGUUUGUUGGCGUUGCGUGUAAAUUAGGUCUAACAACCCCCAAAAUAAAUGUCUCGAUGACUGAAGAAAAAAGAGGAUGUGCUAAAUCACAUGAGCGGCCUUGUUUGUGGUAUGCCAAUUGCCAAGGGCUUGAGGGAGUUUAUGAAAGAGGGCAUAACGAAGUUACUUUUCUUGGAGUUCUGUGUGGUUUGCGUGAAAUGUGCAAAUGGGGACGGUUUCUGAAACGGGAAACGGGUUGGCGCCUGAUUUAAGUUAUGUACUUCCAAGGAGCGAGACCUUGGCUUAAUGGUCCAUUUGAAAAUAAAGACUUUUUUUUUUCCACC